Messenger RNA from Mesorhabditis spiculigera, 642 nucleotides. Lineage: Eukaryota; Metazoa; Nematoda; Chromadorea; Rhabditida; Rhabditidae. The record is from the annotation of a GenBank genome assembly.
AUGUAUUCAAUAACAAGAAGGGCCCUACUGCUGCCACGACACCGGAUUCAGCCUGUUUUGCGGCUCUACUCCGAAAUCGACUUCUCAAAGGAGAAACCCACGCCAUGGCAACUCGAGCACAUCCAAACGCGUUUGAUCGACACCACGCCCGACUUUUUUCGCUCGCGGAUAGACUAUACGUUCUACAAGCCGGAUGUUAUUUGCGAAGAUCAACUGACGGGCCGCACCUACGUCGGGCGAGAUCAAUUGAUGCGUUUGUUCGGCCUCUAUUCCGUCACGCUCAAAAUGAUUUGCCCGCAUAUCGAAAUGGAAUGUGUUGAUUGCCAUCCACAAAUCGAAGAUGGAACCGUACGGUUACGAUGGCGCGUCAAAUAUGUCUCUUGGCUGCGAGCCUUGACGAACCCUCGACUAUUCCGCUUCGACUAUAGGAUAAAGAACCUGAGCUGGUAUGAUGGCUAUUCGGUCUUCUACGCCGAUGGCAACGGAGAUGUCUACAAGACGACAAUACAGCGUUGCCGUAGAGACGAGUCGUAUCUGCUGAAGGGCGCAGAGAACAUCAAAAAGAAAAUCGAGAAUGUCGUCGCACCGAAGCCGGCUGGCACCGUCAAUUCUUCUACGUCGGAAGAAGAAAAGGCCAAGCAA